This is a messenger RNA of Xenopus laevis (African clawed frog), 6645 nucleotides long. It is a transcript of the gene neurl1b.L, whose product is annotated as neuralized E3 ubiquitin protein ligase 1B L homeolog. The transcript has 5 exons. Gene Ontology annotation, cellular component: cytoplasm; early endosome. The record is from RefSeq and is a predicted model, not a curated record. Gene Ontology annotation, molecular function: ubiquitin protein ligase activity. Gene Ontology annotation, biological process: ubiquitin-dependent endocytosis. The coding region runs from base 251 to 1909 and encodes 552 amino acids. NCBI's taxonomy places the organism in Eukaryota, Metazoa, Chordata, Amphibia, Anura, Pipidae.
CGUAGUGCUUGAGUCGCUCAGGCUGUGGACGCAAUUAGACGGCUUGAGGCUGCUGUGCCGUGAGGAGGGAGGCAGGGAAAAGGUUACUGCUCGGCAGCCUCGGAGUUAUCAGCGCAUCGUGCUUACACACAGUGGGAGCGGCCAGUAUCAUAUACCAGAGAAGACAGGGUUAAAUGGACCUUCAGUGCCCGGAACUGGGCAGUGUGACACCUUACAGCUGCUGCAGCACCCAUUGGCAUCAGAUCGGAGCAUGGGGAACACGGCGCACAAAACCUUGCCAGACACCAGCCAUCAUAGCCGUGCGGGGGCCAAUAGACCUAGCUACACAUUUCUUCACUGUGGCCAGGAGAGAAAACUUGUCCUCUCCCGAACAGAAUCUCCGCGUUUCCACUGCCAAGCCAAGGGCAAAAAUAUUCGCCUGGACACUUAUGGAAGGAAAGCCAUCCGGCGCAACAGCUUUUGCAAUGGAAUAACUUUCACUAGUCGGCCUAUCCACCUGUAUGAAAAGGUCCGCCUAAAGCUGGUAUCUGUGCACCAUGGAUGGAGCGGGGCACUACGUUUUGGGUUUACUAUACACGACCCAGCACAAAUGAAGUUAGAAGACAUACCUAAAUAUGCUUGUCCUGAUUUAGUCACCCGACCUGGGUACUGGGCCAAAGCUUUGCCAGAAAGAUUCGCUCAGCGGGACAAUAUCCUGGCAUUUUGGGUUGAUCGACAUGGAAGAGUCUUUUACAGUGUCAAUGAUGAGGAGCCCAUAUUAUUUCAUUGUGGGGUGAAAGUCUCCAGCCCUCUUUGGGCAUUGAUUGAUGUGUAUGGGAUCACUCAAGAAGUUCAGCUACUAGAUAGCAUGUUUGCAGAUACGAUGGCCCCUAGUCGCCUCACCAGUCCCCGACUUAGUACAUGCUUGCCUCAGACCAGUCAUGAUUCUGCUAACUUCAACAACAAUGAACUGGAGAACAACCAGGUGGUAGCCAAAAUUGCUAACCUGAACUUGGGUCGUUUACCAGCACCGACAGAUAAUCAUUCUAUACCCUGUUGCCCGAACAGAAGGCAACGACAGGGUAUUCCCACACUGUUGGACAUGGAACUUCAUUUUCAUCCUACUCGGGGUGCUGACAUUACCCUCUCUCCAGACAGAACAGUGGCAUUUACCAACUGGCAGGAGAGUAAUAGGACGAUAGUAUUUACAGAGCGACCAGUCCAUAUUGGCGAGACACUCUUCGCCGAGACCAGUCAACUGCCUCUGCCUUACUAUGGCUCCCUCUCUUUUGGUAUUACUUCAUGUGAUCCUAGCACAUUACGGACCUAUGAUCUCCCAGCCAACCCUGAUUAUCUUUUGGACAGAAAGGAGUACUGGGUAGUUCACCAAGGGCUGUACACACUGGGCAAUUGGGAUAUCCAUAGCUUUUCACUUUUACCCAGUGGUGAAGUUCACCAUGGCAUAAACGGAAACAAUCGUGGAAUGCUGAUGUGUGUAGACACCUCACAACCUCUAUGGAUGUUCUUCACUGUUCAAGGCAUUAUCAACCAGAUAAAGAUAAUGGGUACUGUGCAGGCAAGUGUUCUGUCUCCCUCUGGAUCACCAAGUGGUUCCCCUUAUGACAGUGAUUCAGAUAUGGCCUUCAGUGUGAACAGGUCCUCCUCUGCAUCUGAGUCUUCCUUAGUGACGGCUCCCAGUUCCCCAUUGAGUCCUCCUGUGUCACCAGUCUUUGUCCCUCCAGAACCACAAGGAAACAAAGAUGGAGAGUGUGCAGUCUGCUUUGACAAUGAGGUUGAAACUGUCAUCUAUACCUGUGGUCACAUGUGCCUCUGCAGUAGCUGCGGUUUGAAGCUCAAGAGGCAGGUUAAUGCCUGCUGCCCCAUUUGCCGAAGAGUUAUAAAAGACGUCAUCAAAACAUACCGUCCUUAAACAUUUACCCUUUCAACAGGGGCCUCAUGUGGACUUUUUAUGUGACUAUUCUAAAAAUAUAUGGUGUUAAAUCAGGGAUUGUCCCUUCAUGAAAACCAUACUGUUUAAUUUGGCUUUGGAAUUAAAUGUAAGGGUUUAAGUCUGCACUACCUACUGAAUUCUCCUCAUCUGCCUCCUAUUGGCUGUUCCAGCAAAUAUCCAAGUGUGAGCUCUUGGCCCAACUUGGUGCAAUUUCUCAGGGUUUCAAAAAGACCAAACUAUUAUUUUCCCCCAUAUGAGAAAAGCAAUAGAAUGAAAAAUAUUAUACUCAAAAGUGAGCAAAGUUGCUUGAGUCUGUUUUCCCAUCAGAGUUUUGCAUCCGGGGCCAUGGUCAUCUCCAAUACUCAACUUUUGUAUUGUAGGCAGCACCAACAGUAAAAUGUAAUUUGAGAGAUAGUAUUCUUUACAAUGAUAAAUGUAUAGAGAGCCAGGUCCAUUGCUGGGUGAAGGUUGUUGCCAUGAAUGACUUGGCACACAGAGCUUGUAUAGAAAGGUUGGCUGGUGUGCUGUACUAGCUUUUGCUGCAGUGGUGCUGUUGCUGGUGAGGUUAGUGAGGGGCUUAUGCUGCUCACAAUCAUAACCUUGAGCAGUUCCGUAAAAUGAGGAAAUGACACGUCAAUACCCUAAAAAAAUCUUCUCUUUGCAAGAAAAAUAUUGUAGCUCAUGAAAAAUACAAUAUACCCUGAAUAUUUAUAUAUAGUUAUUUCAUGUAAUGAUUAUGUUCAUUUGAAAUACAGGUUAAAAUAUAAACCCCUAUAUUACAUCUACAGCUUUCCAUAGUCCAGCAUCAAAGCCCUUUCUUUAUUGCUGUGAUGUCCCCUCAUUAAUGUCAUUUACUAAUUAGUAUCCCCAUCAUAAUUGUAUAGGCACAGUGUAAUCUUUAAUCAUAAUGAAUAUUAGAAAAGAACUGGUUGUUGGGACCUGUAGUUUUACAAUAGUUUUUCUGCCAGAGGAUACUUACUGCUAAUCAGCUUUUAAAAUACAUGCUACUUUGAGGCUGCCAUAAUUCCCAUCCUUCUUUACAAAUGAACUACAUACAACCUGUACAACAGUUGAUAUAAAGUGAUUUAUAGGCCAUUUCAUGCUGGUUUGGGUGUCCUGUUUUUAACUGGCCUUGGUUUGAGAAGAGGGGAAGGUUUCCCAGGCCAAUCUAAUAGGACAAAAAGAUUAAAAAGCUUACACUGCUGUGGGUGCUAUUAAGACUGACUGAUUAAACCAGGAGUCCAGGAAAGAGCUUCUUUCACAAAAUAAUAUUGUAAUUCCAGAGGGACAUUUAAAUAUAGAAUUGUGUGUCAUGGUGUAAAUGAGACUUCUUGUUGUAGCUGAGUCUCAGUAGGAACUUUGGUAGGUAGUUCUGUGUUCUUGUGUAGUCUUUAGUUGAUGUUUUAAUAGAAGCCCUGGUGAGUUUAGUUCUGUGGUGGCUUUUUCAGACAAGAAGAUCUGGAGAUGGUUGGUGCAGUAUGUGUAUGGGGACAAGAAAAGAUUUGGAAUUGAAGCAUGUGAAUUGAGGUUAGCAGAAUGAUGCUGAAGUUCAAGAUGGCAGCUAAUAAAGGAAGCCAUCUUAUUCCUACAGCUCCUCUCUGUUACUUUCUGCUAAUGGGAGUCCUCUCUGGAAAGCAAUUAGCAGUUUUCAAACCCAUUUGAAAAGAUGAUGACAAAAUGAAAAUGUUUUCUCAGAUGUGAUUCAUUGCAUCGAGAAAUAUUUUCAGUCUAUAUAAAUCAAUUUAAAAAAAAACAAAAAACCCAGUAGAGUAAGUCUGGCCCAUUAUGCAUUGCCUUAAGUAGAUGGAGCAACAACAUGUUGUUAACUCUGUACCGGCAUUUUAUCCAGUCGGAUAUGGAUAUUUUAAAUGCUCCAAUAAUUGAACAUUUAUAAAUGUUAACUUGAUUUGCUUUUAAAUAUGGGCUGUAGUGUGUCUGCUGAAUUUCACUUAGUGACUUAAUGUCAUCGCUUUACGAUAGCUGUGCAAUUUAUGGAAGUACCUAGGGCAUUGUUUUCUGUUGCUGCUUUACUUGGACUCUUCCAUUAUGGGUUAUUUCUGCUGGAAACCCCCCCACCCCCACCAAAGACAUUAGACCACACCGCCUAGACCACUAACUCAAAACUCUUGCGCGACUCUUUGAAAGGGAAUUUUAACACUACAAGACAGUUACAAAUGGAGGCCAGGCACUCAGAGAACAACGGAGUCUUAUCCAAGGCUGAAACAAAAAGGUUAGAGAAAACAAGGGAAACGUAUUAUAAAAUUCAUCUCUUAAUAUUCCCAAUAGACAAAUGUAAUAUAAAUAUAACAUUUAGAAUUAAACCACUUAGGGGUGCAUGUAUCAUAUUACAUUGUUUCUUUAAUUGCAUAUACUGCAGUUUUAGCCAUUUUAACUCUACAAAAUAGCAGAGCCAUAUUGUUAUACAUUAAGUUUGGACUGGCUGUAAAAACAGCUUUCCUAUUAAUUUUUACUUAUUGUUAAAAAAUCUGGCAAAUAUGAGGAACUCUAGGCAAAUAAUAGAUAUGUGGCAGCACAGGAGGUAACUUUUGGUUACCUAGCAAUGUAAAUGCAAUAUGGUGUUUAAUGUGGAUCUUAGUGAAGGAAAUAUACUUGUAAAAUAUAUUUAAAUUAUUUAUUGAUCUUCCUUGUUUCCCCAUUGCUCCCCAACAUUGUAUAAUCAUAGGUUUAUUAUGGAAUAAUAGAAGUUUUUGCUAAACAGUGCAUUGUAGGUAUCAUGUGUCCAGGUAACCUUUUAUUUCUGAAGCAGAACACAUUAUCACACAAUUUGUGGUAUCUUUAAUAACAUUGUACUGACUUUAAUGGAGGCACAGUAUGUGAAAAUCUGAAAGUCAGUUCUGUUCUAUUUUGUUGUUUUAGUAUUAUUGCUAUAUUAGAUCCUUUCAAAUACAUUUGUGAUCACUGUGCUGCUUUCAAAAGUGUUCUAUCCAGUGCAUUGUAUCCUGGAACACAUCGAAACUAAGGAACUGCGGUAAAAAUAUCAGGAACUCCAGCUCAUAAGGCUUUUUUGAAGAGACCUCAGGAUUUUUUUUUAAAAAAAAUAGGUUGGCACAACAACGGUGCCUUAUAGAGCUAUAUUCUGAAUAUAUAAUCGCCUCUUGUUAAUGGUUUCCACUCUUAAUGCUGGAGAUCUAAGCCAAUAUAUAAAGACGGAAUCAAGUCAUACAUCUCUGUGUUUCUGUAUGCCCACCUAUGUAGCUUAAGUUGAAAAUUGGUAGAUUUGGGAGGAGUGAAUACUGCAAGAAUGCAGCCCAAAAUGAUGGCAGCAUUUAAAAUGAAUAAAUAAAUAAUUUUCAGCUUUUUAUAAGGAUUAGGACUUUCCAAAGCCCCUAUCUUAGCAUACAUUUGCCAGCAUUUGUGCAUGACAGAACACCUAAAGAAUGUUGCAGCCGUUAAUAUUUUUAAUAUCAAGUGCAACAUCAGAUUCUAGUCUGUUUAAUGGUGGCCAUAUCCAGCCGAUCUGUACGAUAUCCAGCUGAACAGAUAGAUAUCAAACAAGGGGCCAUAUGCAGUAUGACUUUCUUUCAGUUGUUCCAUUUAUUCACACAGACAGUCUGGUGUAGCAGGAAGAGUUGCGGCUCCUCUUUGCUUACUAAUCUGUUAAUACAUCAUAUACAGGUGAUAAUUUUAAACGUACCCAAUCUAUGAACCAGUAUCCAUGGUACAUAAUUAUUGGUCUGGAUUGUCUGGCCGCUGUACACUAACUGAACUUUCUAUCUUACAAUUGUAUUAGUAUGAGUAUGGCCAGUUUAAGACUAGCGUUGUUCUGGCAUCCGAUCAGGUAUGCAUGGGCAUUACAUUAAUGGUGGCACCAUCUCUUUGGCUACUGGAUAUCCAGCAUCAAUCUCCUCCAUCUUCUAAAAUAUACAAGGAGUUCAUUCAGAUCUGAAAGCCUGCAGUUUGAAUAAUCCUUAUAUAUGGAAUGUGGUCAAUUUCAUUGCAUGAGGUUGGUUACAAACAGGUUCCAUGGUCUACUGUAUUUAAAAUACAGUAUUACAUAUAUUCCAUGUGGUUUGAUCCACAGAACACCACGAAACCUAUUGACAGCCAGUCGCUCUUGCAGAUUAACCUUUUUGAUAGGUUGUGCCUCCACUUUGCCAAGCCAAAUCUAAGCCGGUAUAACGUUUCCUGUGAGAGCGAACUUUGCUGUAUGAUGUACUUACUUCUUCUCCACUCUUUAGAAAGACAAUCGUUUGUACAAUGAAUGUCAUUAUUUGUAACUUAGAAGCCUAUAAUGGAAAGGUAAAUGAUUUGUAUAGCAGAUGUCUGUGCCUUAAUAAGGGUGUUUGUGCACUUUUUAUAUUCAAACAAAAAAAAAAAAGCUAAAAAAAAUAAAUAUGACACAUUACAUGUUAGUUUUAUAUAAUUACCACCGGUAACUGCUUUUUGAUAUUUGAGUGAAAAUUGUAUAUUUCACAGUUUAUUUUUUUCCCUCAAAAAAGAAAAAAAAAAAAAAAAAAACUUUUUGGAUUGAUCUUUGGAAAAAAAAAUCCUGGUUCAUGACUGUGAUUAACUGUGCUGCCUUGUAAGCUUAAAGGAGCCCCCAUAAACGGCUCUCGGUUUUCUUUUGCACUUUGUUCUUCAUGAGUUUGUUGUUGUGAUUGUGUUACUUUUGUCAUUGUAUAUUUCUCUCUGUUUUGCAUCAGUACCAUUACUUUAGUUCAAAUACAAAUAAAAAUUCAGCCUGUUUAACUCAA